AAAAAUGAGUGAAACUAAAAAAAUGUCGAAACUUCAAAAUUUUUUAAAUUAACCCCCAAUUCUUGUAUGUCGGGUGAAAUUAUUUCGUUCUUUUUCUCUCUUAUUCACUAUAUUAACGAUUAAAAAAAAAUAUUAAAGCAGAUAAUUUCCAUAUGAAGACGAAACAAGAAUUUGAAAACUGCUGCAAACAUUUCGCAGUCAUUUUUGAAUCAUUUAAAGAACAGAAUUCAAAAUUAUCGAAAUAAUGGGAAUUCAGUUAUCGAAAAGGGAUGAAUCAGAAGAUGACAUAAUAUCGCAAAAGUCACUAGAAUCCGUCAAAGGAAUUAUAGCAUUUUUAAAAGAACAUGCCAGGGAAGAAGGACUGUUUCGAAGAUCGAGCAGACAUAGUUUGAGAAAAAGGAUUUUGAAUGCUUUAAAGAAAGGAGAGAAGGCUCAUUUUGAUAAUGGCUCAGCGUUAGAAUGUGCCGCAGCACUUCGUCUUUAUUUGUGUGAUUUAAAAAAACCUGUCAUUCCCCUAAGAGUUCAGGAAUUAAUGCUUGCUGACAAUCCUGGAGUGGAGGCUAGAGAAGUUGCCCGAGAUGCCUUAGGUUUGAUUCGACAGGAUUUAAUAGGACGUCAUGGGGAAUUAUUAGCCCACAUUUUAGGUCUUUUGAAUCACUUGGCAUUAUCUGCACCACCCUCGGAAUUACACGGAUCUCCUCUUCCAAUUACACUGCUUCCUGUUUUUUUUAAUCUCGGACCAGCGGAUCUAGUGAAAUGGAGGCAAGUUGCAGUUAGAUUUAAUGAAUUAAUUAACGAAGCUCCAGUACAAUUAGGAUUGCAUUUAAUGUCAGAAUCGUCAAAUGUAGAAACUAUCCAAAAUUCAAAUCCAGAAGAAAUUAACGAUUGGAGAAUGGAAAGUGUUCCCCUUCUGUAUCCGCUUAUGAAUUUAGUCAAUAAUAACAGAAAUAUUUAUGAAACUGGAGAAUCAACCCGAGUUUCGUUAGCGCCCCUUCGUCGACCACCGCCAAGUAGACUUCAUCUGGCAAUUUCAAAUCAAUAUGGCUAAAAGUAUUCAAAAAAAAAUUUUAUUAUUUAAUCGAAAAUAAACGUUUUUGUUAAUAAAAAGUGAUUUAAGUUCUGAUUUACGAUAAAGUUCCUUUGAAAUUUAUUUAUUAGAUAUUAUUAGAAAUAGGGCACGAAUUUUGUUGUUACGGUCCUGGACCUAGUCGAUACAGCGCAUGCGUCGCCCCACCUAUUAGGCUAUAU
This is a messenger RNA of Leptopilina heterotoma, 1248 nucleotides long. RefSeq lists its product as uncharacterized. Gene Ontology annotation, biological process: signal transduction. The record is from RefSeq and is a predicted model, not a curated record. Bases 245 to 1048 code for a protein of 267 amino acids. Lineage: Eukaryota; Metazoa; Arthropoda; Insecta; Hymenoptera; Figitidae. The transcript has 7 exons.